AUGGAAGAAAGGCUAUUUGGCAUUACAUCGUAUGACCUUAGGCUCUUGGUGUAUAAAUGGGCUGAAAAAUUGGGGAAAAACCACAGCUUUAACAAAGAAAAACAAAUAGCUGGUAAAUAUUGGAUACUCGCAUUCAAAUCUCGCCAUCCUCAAAUUGCACUUAGGAAACCAGAAGCUAUGAGUGCGGCCCGAGCAGCUGCUUUCAACGAAGUUAAUGUUGGAAAGUUUUUUGAUCUAUUGACGCGUAUUGUAUAUGAGAAUAAAUUGACACCAGCAAGAAUUUAUAAUUGCGACGAGACUGGGAUGUCAAUAGUACCAAAGCAUAUAUCAGAAAUUCUCGCUUUGAAAGGUAGGAAGCAAGUUGGUUGCCUGACGUUCGCUGAGAGAGGCAGCACUGUCACCAUCGAAGUUUGUUUUAGUGCUGCUGGAGCAUACAUGCCUCCUCUUUUUGUAUUUCCUCGCGUCCGUGCAAAUGAUCAGCUCAUAAACGAUUGUUUGCCAGGGGCUUCAGCUGAAUACCAUGCAAGUGGUUGGAUGCAGUCAGGAAUAUUUUUUCUCUUGUUUUAA
Messenger RNA from Uloborus diversus, 567 nucleotides. RefSeq lists its product as uncharacterized. NCBI's taxonomy places the organism in Eukaryota, Metazoa, Arthropoda, Arachnida, Araneae, Uloboridae. Gene Ontology annotation, molecular function: DNA binding. The coding region runs from base 1 to 567 and encodes 188 amino acids. The transcript has a single exon. Gene Ontology annotation, cellular component: nucleus. The record is from RefSeq and is a predicted model, not a curated record.